This is a messenger RNA of Eimeria maxima, 1584 nucleotides long. RefSeq lists its product as hypothetical. Bases 1 to 1584 code for a protein of 527 amino acids. The record is from RefSeq and is a predicted model, not a curated record. Gene Ontology annotation, molecular function: protein binding. Lineage: Eukaryota; Apicomplexa; Conoidasida; Eucoccidiorida; Eimeriidae. The transcript has 6 exons.
AUGCCAGCAUCACACCUAGGCGAUGAACGGAAAGCCCCUGCUGCAAUAGCGGCCGCUGCAAAUGCCCAGCGACUGCAGUAUGCUUUGAAGGGUCUAUGCUUAUGGGAAGAUGAAGAGGGAAAAGAUGAAGGCCAGAGAAGGGGCAACCGUAGGACCCUCAUGAAGGGCAGUUCCCCCCCCGGAUUCGUUCUCAGCAUGACCGCGAGAUGGCCGGGCUGUCAGACACUCUGCAGCUUUACAGCUGCCGACUUGGGCUCUCGAGUUGCUCUUUGGAUCGUCGAAUCUCCUGUUGACCCCCCAGCAAUGGUUGUUUACCACCCAAAGAAACAAAAGCUCGAAGAGGAGAAAGGAAGCGGAGAGUUGCCAGAAGCAGGACUGGGGGUCUCGCUGACCCCAGCCUGUAUCAAAGGAGUUGAAGGGGCCUUCUUAUUUGGUGGCCGUUCGCAUUUGGGGGAUAUUGUUAAUGAUUGUUUCUUCUACAACUCGGCAAACCGCAAGUGGACGAAGCUCAAGUGUCAAGGGGAGAAACCUGCUAAACGCUGCUUUCAUGCUGCUGCCUUCUCUGCGAAGACCCAAUCACUUUAUGUUUUUGGAGGACAAGGGGAAGACGGCAACACUUUGGCGGCAACUUGCAAAUUAGUCAAUGCAAAGGAGUGGGUAGAGUUGGCAAAUCAGGACGCGCCGCCUCCCAGAACGCAUCAUAGCCUCAGCGUAGUUGAGGGAGCCACGACUGGCGAAAGCCUGCUGCUGUUUGGGGGCCUGGUAGAUGGAUCAGAUACAAAUGACCUAUGGGUUUUGCCUAUCGCGUCGAAAAAGCCUGCUUGGCACCGUUUAGGAGAAGUCUCGGGAACACCGCCGGCGAAACGCCAUGGGCAUUCUGCCACUGUUGCAGGUCCUCGCUGCUUCAUUUUUGGCGGAGUGGGAAAACACUGGAUGGGAUGGGAAAUUUCAUAUUUUGACAUGAACGCAUAUGACGUUGAAGUGUCGUCUUGGUUCUCUGUAAAUUUGCUUUCUCCCCUUGCCGACCUGCCUUCUCACGGUCUCGCAGUGGCCACGGGAGACCCCAGCACGAUGCUACACGUCUUCGCAGCGGGGGAAAAGAGUUGGAAUGACGGAUCCAUUUUCCGUUUAGCUGCAGUAUGCAGCACGCUGGAUAUAUCUUUUUUUGCCCAGGGCCUGCGAAACGCUAAAGUUGUUUCAGCAGACAAUAGGAUGCGGAAAGAUGAGUUGCGGCUGGCAGUAGAUGAGCUGACAGCCACCGUGGAAGAAGACAACAGAUUGGCUAACUCCGUAUCCAGCAAAACAGACGAACUCGUGGAGCAGUGGGAAUCACUUCUUCGCUCAAUUAGCGAGACCCACAGCGAUGUCUUGAAGAAACUUCAAAUGGCGCAAGAGUUAGAAGCAAAGACGGCAGCAAUUGCCUCCGACACAGCAGCACGAGAGGCAGCAGCUGCUGAAAAGUGUGACGAACUGCAGCGCCAACUCGAGUACUUUCAGCUCAGACUCGAUGAAUCUGAGCAAUGGGCGCCCGAUGCGGCUCCUCGGCAACAAUCGUCUGGUGGCGACGUACGAGAAGGCGACUAG